CUUGAUGCACAAGCAGGUUCGAGUAGAUUAUUGCCCCGUUCUCCCAGUCUCCGAUCUGUUCCUCGACCAGUCGAGAGAUCGUUAAGCGUCGUUUUCUACUCAAUCAAGGACGUUGAUUCGAGACGAGCGUCACGACGUGAGACUACUUGACACGAUCUAUGUAUAAAGGCGGGGUAAUUUACAAGAAUGUCUCGCCGCUACGAUAGUCGCACAACAAUUUUCUCUCCUGAAGGGCGACUCUACCAAGUUGAGUAUGCCAUGGAGGCCAUUGGCAAUGCUGGGGCAGCUAUUGGCAUCUUGGCACAAGAUGGAGUAAUCUUAGUUGGUGAGAAGAAGGUCACCUCCAAACUCCUCCAGACAUCACGCUCAACUGAAAAGAUGUACAAGGUUGAUGACCACCUUGCAUGUGCCGUUGCUGGGAUCAUGUCUGAUGCUAACAUUCUGAUCAACACUGCUCGAGUUCAGGCCCAACGGUACACGUUGGCCUACCAGGAGCCCAUGCCAGUAGAGCAAUUGGUUCAGUCUCUUUGUGACACUAAGCAGGGCUACACCCAGUUUGGCGGUCUCCGUCCUUUUGGUGUUUCCUUCCUUUUUGCAGGGUGGGACAAGAAUUACGGGUUCCAGCUGUACAUGAGUGAUCCUAGUGGUAAUUACAGUGGAUGGAAGGCAGCCGCAAUCGGUGCCAACAAUCAGGCAGCUCAGUCAAUGCUGAAGCAAGAUUACAAGGAUGAGAUCAUGAGGGAGGAAGCAGUGCAGCUUGCUCUGAAGGUGCUGAGCAAGACAAUGGAUAGCACGAGUCUUACAUCAGAGAAGCUUGAACUAGCUGAAAUCUUUCUGGAGCCGAGCGGCACUGUGAAGUAUCAGGUAUGCAAGCCAGAUUUGCUGGAGAAGUUGCUGGUGAAACAUGGGUUGACUCAGGUUGCUCCCGAGUCUACUUGAGUUUGGUGCUUCUUAAGGGAGUUGUAAUAUGCACCUAGAUGUUUUAUGAAACAUUGUCAUGACAGUGACACAAGAAGUUUGGCUGGUCGAGAAUUUGCUUUAUUUUGCAUGGACAUUUCAAAUUUGUAUUGCCCUUUUUAUAAGGAAUUGCCAUUUCGAUAUUUUGUUGAA
Messenger RNA from Zingiber officinale, 1110 nucleotides. Its product is annotated as proteasome subunit alpha type-4. Gene Ontology annotation, cellular component: proteasome core complex, alpha-subunit complex; proteasome core complex; nucleus. NCBI's taxonomy places the organism in Eukaryota, Viridiplantae, Streptophyta, Magnoliopsida, Zingiberales, Zingiberaceae. The coding region runs from base 187 to 939 and encodes 250 amino acids. Gene Ontology annotation, biological process: ubiquitin-dependent protein catabolic process. The transcript is spliced from 3 exons. The record is from RefSeq and is a predicted model, not a curated record.